CGCAGUCACAUGUACUUGUGGUCAAAUAAAGAUAAACGCACAAUCGGUGGUUUUGUUCAGAUGUGGCAGUGGCACCUUCGGGGAUUCACGCUGAUAACUGGCCUUCUCCUCCACACGACGGCUUUGAGGAUCAGAUGUAAAACAUGCCUUGGCUCAAUGAAAGUUACGAACCACUUGAUUCAUUGAUGAAGAAAUUCGCGAUAAAUUAUGGGUUGAAAAGCAGUGAAAAGGAUGCGUGCAAUGUACCGUUUGGGUCUCCUUUUGGCCUUGUCGCAUGUGUCUGCGUGUCUGCUCUUGGGCGCGUUCAACAUCAAGUCUUUUGGUGACAAGAAAGCCUCCAACACCACCUUGAUGAACAUCAUUAGCAAGAUUGUCCACCGUUAUGACAUCAUUCUGAUCCAGGAGGUCCGAGACAAUGACCUCUCAGCCACCAAAAAACUCAUGCAGCAUGUCAACAAAGGUUCUUCACAAUUUAGGUACAAGCACAUCGUCAGCGAGCCUCUGGGUCGUAGUUCCUACAGGGAACGCUAUCUCUUCCUGUACAGGGAGGAGACAGUCUCAGUGGCCAAAAACUAUACUUAUGAUGACGGUUGCGAGCCCUGUGGGAACGACACUUUCAUAAGGGAGCCCUUCGUCGUCAUGUUCUCCUCCUACGACACUGCUGUAAGGAACUUUGUUUUGAUCCCACAACACACUGCACCAGACUACGCCUUGCAGGAAGUAGACGAGCUGUACAACGUGGUGACUGAUGUCCGCACCAGAUGGAACACCAAUGACAUCAUUCUACUCGGCGACUUCAACACAGACUGCAGAUAUGUCGCAGGCUCAGAUUGGAUGAAGAUCCGACUUUUCACGGACAAGAGCUUCCAUUGGCUGAUCCCUAAUGAUGCCGACACCACAGUGUCACACACUGACUGUGCAUAUGACAGGAUCGUGGUCACUGAUGAGAUGAUGAGGGGAGUCGUGGACCACAGUGCUAAGGUGUAUGACUUCAUGGUGGAUUUGAAUCUCAGCUUCAGUAUGGCAUUGGCUGUUAGUGACCAUUUCCCUGUGGAGGUGAAGUUGCUUGCUUGAGCCUUUGACUGCCGGACACUUCAGCAUCAGCCUAGACUGGAAUUCUCCCAUGCCCAAUCCAAAAAACUAUUGGGACUGAACCAGGAUUACACAUAAACUAAAGUAAUAAAACAAUCAA
Syngnathoides biaculeatus (alligator pipefish) is the source of this 1192-nucleotide messenger RNA. It is a transcript of the gene dnase1, whose product is annotated as deoxyribonuclease I. The transcript is spliced from 10 exons. Lineage: Eukaryota; Metazoa; Chordata; Actinopteri; Syngnathiformes; Syngnathidae. The coding region runs from base 232 to 1074 and encodes 280 amino acids. The record is from RefSeq and is a predicted model, not a curated record. Gene Ontology annotation, biological process: DNA catabolic process. Gene Ontology annotation, cellular component: nucleus. Gene Ontology annotation, molecular function: DNA nuclease activity.